Caenorhabditis elegans is the source of this 658-nucleotide messenger RNA. Its product is annotated as Beta-catenin-interacting ICAT domain-containing protein. NCBI's taxonomy places the organism in Eukaryota, Metazoa, Nematoda, Chromadorea, Rhabditida, Rhabditidae. The transcript is spliced from 3 exons. The record is from RefSeq and is marked reviewed. Bases 89 to 607 code for a protein of 172 amino acids. Gene Ontology annotation, molecular function: beta-catenin binding.
ACUCGAUUUACGAAAUGCAUUUUACUUGACGCGCAGCAUUUUUGUUUGUUGUUUUUUGCAAAUUCCUCUUGCAAUUAAUUUUCUCGUCAUGGGAGUAGACGAUUUGCUUAUUAAAAAUGCUCAAAAAACUAUUGAUCGAUUGAUCCGGCAGUUAGCAGAAAUAGAACAAGAAGAGAAUAAUCUCGAAGAAGACGAAUACAGGGAAUUGCGUGAAGACACUGUAAAUCAACUUCAGGAAUAUGGAAAAAUAGUCGAACGCCUGCAAGGCGGAGAUGUUUCUUUAAUUGAUGAUCUCACGGCGACUAAAAUUGCGAUUCGAACAGCAAUAAGUAAAGCCUUCAAAACACCUGAAAUUAUGGCUUUAUUUGCUGGAAAACAUACUGGUCUUUUACGAGAAAAAUUGAUGAUGACAGAAACCAACUACCGAUCUCAAAAAAUGCCGAAGCAAGGGUAUCUGGAAAGGAAAUUUGAAAUUUUGAUGGCACUGAGACGCCUUGAAGAAACAUUAACAGAAGAUGAAAGGAAGUUUCUCAGUGAUCGAUUAGAAACACCAGAAUUCCAAUUAAUUGAGGCAAAUGCGAAUCGUCUUUUCAGUGGAAAUGUGUAAUUUUUAUUAAAUUAUGAAUUUUUACUUGUAUAUAAACUAUAAUUUUUUUUU